Molecule: messenger RNA, 2365 nt
Organism: Adelges cooleyi (spruce gall adelgid)
Lineage: Eukaryota; Metazoa; Arthropoda; Insecta; Hemiptera; Adelgidae
Exons: 8
Coding region: 360-1640 (426 amino acids)
Source: RefSeq, a predicted model, not a curated record
GCUGACAGCAGUAAAUCUAAAACUAGUCAUACACGUACAACACCUGAUGGUAGGAUAUUGUACAUCGCAUGUACUAGUAGUUCGAAUUGGCUAUACCUUGUUGAUACACACACACACACACACACACACAAGAGUUAUUUUUUCCAUUAAAAAUUGUCUGUUGUGUACGUAAAACGUUUAUCGACCGAAAUAAUUUUAGAAUUUAUUUAUAACAACAAUAUUUACUUGGAUAUUUUUUUUGUUAAGUGCUCUCGUUGUGUUGUGCUUAUGUCACGUCUAUUGGAUUUAACGUAUCGACGAUAAUUUCGAGUUUUCACUCACAGUAAUUGCAGGUGCUGGUAUACGUUUGCUAAUUAGGUAUGGAAAUUUGUGGCAUGAUCGACGUCAAGGUGCCGUCUAAGGGCAGAAAAUUCGGAUCCUGGAAAGCGUGGAACUGUCAGUGGUGUGAGAUAUUAUAUAAAAAUGAAAACAGAGUUGUCAUAAAUAUGGGACACAACAAAAGCAGUAUAUUAUCUUGUUUAGCUGUACCGAAUGACGCUGUUCUUUACAGAAUAAAAUCCAGGACAAAAGCAUACGGGUUUGGAAUAUUCUAUACAAAAGAAAAACAGCAAUAUCCAUUGAUAUUCCUAGCAGCAAAAUCAGAAACCGAGUCUCAAAAAUGGAUGAAAUUUAUUAGAGACAUGUUAAAACCUCCUAAGUACUCAAAAGGUGAAAACGAGUACGCCGUGUCUGUAAUCGACAACGAACACUCUAAGGCAGCUAACCUCACAGGCCUAUACGGCACACUAUCCGUGAAGACUGAAGAGAUAUUAGUGACGGAUCCAUACACGGGCAAGAUCAAGGUGACACUACAUUGGACACAAAUGCAAUGCAGCUAUUUGCCCCUUCCAGCUACUUCGGAAGACUUGCAUAGAGUAUGCACGAUACGCACGAACAGUAAAUUCAAAGCGGGCGAAGGUGACUUGGAAAUGUACUGUACCGAUGCGGAUAAGCUACACAUGGAAUUGUCGACGUGUCCACGUCCCCUGCCCAGAAUCGCUACCACUCCGCUGCCGCCUACCCCUAGAGAAAAAACGAGAUUCAACGAUUCGUGGGAAAACUCGCCGGCAACAACCCCGCCUAGAUGUUUGUUGGAAUCCAGAAGAAUGAGUAGAAGUGAAGGAGACUUGCAAAAAUUUAUCACUCAACAGCCUCUUCUGAGAGCGUCCGGCGGUUCGCAGCAACAUCUGAUUUUUUUACCACAGAACAACCUGAGAAACAAAAGUUCUUCUCAUUUCCUACUGACCAGCGUCGGGUUGCUUUUGACCACGCCAGGAUACAGCGAACCGAAUUCCAUGCAGGACCUGCAAACCCUCGACCACCAGCAUUUGGGCAAACGCCUUCAAGAUAUAGCGGAUGACGAUUAUGCAGAUAUUCGAGAGAGGAGCGACGAUGAGGACUACGAAGAGAUACUGUCCGACGAUAAAAGUCCAACCAUGAACGAUUUACCUCCGCCGUUACCACCGAGAAAGCCCAAGACAGAAGAAAAAGUCGACUUUGACGACACUUAUUUGCCCAUGAACGCGUCUCAAAUGUAUGUGACUAUGGCCAACAUUAGCGGAAACAGCAAGCUUUACGUAUCCGGACCAGUGCCCAUAUAAUAUAUUCUAGAGAUGCGACAUUCUUGUCUCGACGAUUACCUUUACUUCCUAGAAGGUUGUUUGUGAUAUAUUUUUCAUCAAAUAUUUUGUUAACUGUAUUUAUUUUCAUAUUAUCGGCAAAGUAUUAAAAGUAAUAGCUAUAGAAAUUGGCUAUUGUCAGUGAAUAAGGAUGCGUUUUUGUUAUAAAUCAACAGAUCUAUUGAUCAAGCCAACAAGUCACAAAUUAUGCUUACGUAAUAAAUAUUGACGAUUUGAUUAAUUUAUCGAUACUGUUUGAAAUAUUAAUUACAAUGUAUUAUAAAAGUAGGUUACUUAAAAUAUUGAAUUUGUCGUAAAACUAUUAUACUAUAACUUUACCCAAAUUUUGUUUUUUACCUUAUUACUUUUGUACAUGUCGGCUAAUUUAUUUAUAAGCAAAUACCACUUAUCAGGAAUUUUAACAUGUAUGUUUUCAUCGACUUGUUUUUUAUUUUAUUUUUACUGUUCCUUAAAACAGGUGAUUGGGAAUAAUCUAUAAUAAGCAAUGAAUAUUUCUUUACUAUUUAUACAAAUUGUUUAUAUUAUAUUAGUUAUGUACGUGUUAAUUAAUAUGGUUAUUAGUAUGAACUUUUGUCGAGCUGUCGUUUUGUAUGUUUUCAUUUGUAUUAAUAAAAAAAAAUUGGUUAGUAUGAACCCUAACGAAACCACAUUAAUGUAUGCUAUGAAAACGUAUAAAUAAAUAUUGU